ACUGUGACAUUACUUUCCAGUCGGAAUUACUACUGAAUCAGUGAAGAAAAAAUUGAAGACAUUUGACUUGAAAAAUAAAUCUUUAACCAACAACAAAAAUCAAUAAGGAAUCAAUUCAACAAAAUGGAUAAAGGACUCAUCAAAUUUCUGCUAGUCAUCGGCUUUCUAUCACUUUUACAUGCCGCAUAUUCGGCUGCACAACAUCGAACAUACCUACGAGACACCGAUCAAGAAAGAACAAACACAUUCCUUCCCUUAGAUAUCAUCGUACAAGCGGUGACGAGUCUAUUUCUAAUCAUUUACAGUUUGCUGCAUGUUGUUGGUGAUUUCAAAGAGAUUCGUGCCACAAUCGAUUUACAAGCCAAAUCAUGGGAAACACUUUCAAACAUACCAUCGUUUUAUAUAUUUAAUCAUCGUGGAAAGAAUUUAUCGCGUACCGACCAAGAGGUCGAAGAUCUCGAAAAUUAGAUCAAUUGAAAUGUCAAACUAGUUUAUAAAUUAAUUAAAACUUUUGUUUCUCACCGUCAGAACCAAAAUCAAAUACAGAAAGAAAAACUGAUGAAUUAAAAACACA
Molecule: messenger RNA, 574 nt
Organism: Contarinia nasturtii (swede midge)
Lineage: Eukaryota; Metazoa; Arthropoda; Insecta; Diptera; Cecidomyiidae
Gene: EMC5
Product: membrane magnesium transporter 1
Exons: 3
Coding region: 124-468 (114 amino acids)
Cellular component (GO): EMC complex; early endosome; Golgi apparatus
Source: RefSeq, a predicted model, not a curated record